Prorocentrum cordatum is the source of this 1179-nucleotide messenger RNA. NCBI's taxonomy places the organism in Eukaryota, Dinophyceae, Prorocentrales, Prorocentraceae. The record is from the annotation of a GenBank genome assembly.
GCGGGCGCUCUGGAGCCGCCGCCGCUGACGGGGGACCUGCGGAGGCGGGCGCAGCGGGAGUGGCUGAUCGGAGAGCUCGAGGCGGGGGCCUGCGACGCCCAGGGGCGCGGGUUCGCCCUGUUCCGGGCGGAGUGCUCGGCAGCGCUCCUCGCGGACCGCGCGGUGCGUGGCCUCGAGCCCGGGCCCCAGGAGCGCAGGGUCCUGCUGCAGCGCGCGAGCUGCGUGGCCGAGCUGGAGUGGCGGGCCAUGCCCCGGCUCCAGAGGAGCGCCUACGCCGUGGCCGCCGCGGGGGCGGGAGCGGCGUCGGAGGCGACGGAGCCGACAGAGCCGACGAUGGACCGGCUAGAGGCACGCGCCCCUGCCGCCAGAGGCGCGGCGUCCUGCGGGCCCCCGGCGCAUCGCCUGCGGAGCCGCCUGCGCGCCGCAGCUGGGCGCGCGUGCGACCGCGCGCGGCCGCGCGCCACGCCAGCCGCCCCACGGAGCGCGCCCGUGGCCGCCCCAGCGGCCGCCCCGUCGGCCCCCCGCCCUGCCAGCAGCGCGGCGAGCGCGGCCGUUCGGGCGGCGAGCGGCUCCUGCGUUCCGUACAGGGCGGCGCCAGAGGCCGGGCAGCUGGCUGGCGACCAGGUCUUCGCCCACCCCUUUGUGCAGGACCUGCUGCGGACCGCACGCGGGCGGGUGGCGGCCGCGCUCGGUGCGGUGGAGGAGCCCCGAUGGCUGAUCUGCGUGCGGACCUACGGGCGGGCAGGAAACCCCGAGGGUUGGACACCGCGGACAGGCAGGGCCGCCAGGGGGCUGCUGCAGCUGACGCUGGCCGCCCUGGAGUGGUCUCUGGGGCCAGGGGCCGCCCACAGCCGCUGCUUGAUUUUCGUGUCGCACGAGGAUAAGGACUGGAAGUCUGGCCGCUACGUGGCCGCUCUGCGGGGUACCCCGUGGGCCGGGCGCGUGGUGGAGGGCGUGCGGGGAGCCGACCUGCAGGUGCGCUUCAUCGAGGAGUCGUUCCCGGUCGGGGAGCACCUCAUCAUAGCGGACGACAACAUUAUCAGUUUCGUAGGCGCCCAUGCGCCGACCUCCCGCGAGGGCGGCAACCGCGUGUUGCGUGCCGACCCCGGCGGCGGCGGGGAGCUGGCCAGGCUGAUCGUCCCCUGGGCUGGGCGCGCCCUCGGCGACGAGAACGCGAAG